Ornithodoros turicata is the source of this 5413-nucleotide messenger RNA. Its product is annotated as protein FAM110C-like. The coding region runs from base 415 to 2028 and encodes 537 amino acids. The record is from RefSeq and is a predicted model, not a curated record. Lineage: Eukaryota; Metazoa; Arthropoda; Arachnida; Ixodida; Argasidae. The transcript is spliced from 7 exons.
CUCAUGGCUGCCAGUGCGGCAGGCAGCUGGGAGCAGUUUAUCAGUUGGUGCCAGGCGAUUUGGCCCUGUGUCGUCUGUUGCACUUGUGCGAUUUCUUGCUGAUCCACUGUUUACAUCUGAACCUUCUGUGUUGGUUUCCGUCUAGCAUGCGUUGAAAUGUAAGGAUGCGCCAGCUAUUCAUGGCAAACGGACGGAUAAACCUCGAGGUGGGGUGUCGGUGCGUGAACGGAGAGAGAAACAGUUCCAACACCAGGAUUGUCGCCUUUGGCAGUCCUUCCUCCGAUGUGGUUGAGCAGCACGGACCACACGGAGAUUCCUUGUGACGUCAUGGUCCUUCACUAAAGGACAAUCGCCGUUGACAGGGCAACCAUCGACGGCGUCCGUCUCCAUGGCAACGUGACGGCGCCCAUCCCUAUGGCAACUUCGGUGCAUCCCUGUUUGCCGGGAGGCACCACCAAGCAACCUCACCAUCAUCAUCACCAUCAUCAUCACCAUCAUCACCACCACCACCAUCAGCAGCAGCAGCAUCAACAACAACAUAGCCACGUGACAGCCCAACAGUUUGCGGCGGCUGCAACGAGUGCUGUCCAUCAGCACCACUUGACCCAAAAUAGUGGUGGUCUCGUGCGGUCAGCCAGUUUCAUCCGUCAGGGCAGCUCGGCGCGGUACAACCUUGCUGGACACCGCAGGAGCGCCGUUGAGCGACUGGAGGAAAGCAAGGCAAACUACGUCAAGUCUGAACGAGUUUUGGAUUCUCGGCAAGAGCUGAAGCACAGUGCCCACCUACAGGUGUCCGGCACUGGACCACAGCUGGACCUGCUUUACACCAAGGCGCCUUCUGUAAAGCAUCAUCAAUAUACUGGACAGCCUGACAACGAAGUCAACAGGUCUCCAUCUGUGUAUGAGUUUGUGGACAUGCAGCUUUCACCACCAGUGCGGACUGGCCUUCAGAGGGUUCCUUCUGUGAAGCUACGGCCAAAGUCACCACCUCCUCCAAUGCGAACGAGAGCAAAGUCUCAGUCGGAAGCCACAAGCUCUGCAGCAGCAUGUCGAAGGAGGUUUUCUCUUUUCAGACAAAGCAGUGGCAGGUCUGCCGAUGAAAUGAUGGACCUUGAGCUCCAACUGAAGCGGCUCAUUGCAGCUGGAGGCUCUCGCGAGAACCUCACCUGCCUUCUACCUCCUCCAUUUCCAACCGGCCCAGCGAUCAUCAUGGAACCAUCAUCCUCUUCUGCUUCUUCUCCGAGCGAAAAGGGCCGACCCCAGCCGAGGGUGAGGCGAGGAAAUUCUGACCCGCUUCAGAAAGCAAACAACUGGUCUGCACUGACCCCUCCCCCUGUGCACAAGAGCAUGCCCAAUCUCUCCCCAUCUCGCUGUCGGAAGGUGUCACUGUCGGAAGACGAUCCACGAUCCGACAGCGAGGUGUCCUCUUCGUCGUCGAGUGAAGGGGAGCGGUUCUUCAAGCCACGGUCGCGCACGACGUCGGACUAUGUGAGCAGGAGCUCAUCAUUCAGGCAUUCUCCAGUCAAGUCUCUGCGUGACUUUGGCCUGCUGCGACCUCUUAGAGGUUCCCCGUCUCCGUCGAGAGAGUGCGAUGCUGAAGUUGAUGGUUCGAGGAGAAGACCAGUUUUGAGGUCCAAGUCUGAUGUGAGCCACGUAACGCAUCGUAUAAGGAGUCAUCCCAACCUAUUAAUGAUGCAGACCAAUGCGAGACGAGGGAACCGCUCGGAACUGGAGCGUUUCUUCGACACCAUGGGGUUGGAUGCAGGAGCGUGGCGUCACGUGGUGGCCCCAUCGUCGCCUUCGACUUCUCCUCGUUACUUCGGAAGCAUUAGCUCAGUCGACUCGGGUGAGAGGAAGUCCAGUCCUGCGAGCGACGAUGGGUCCUGUGGAGGCUUUCCUCAGGACGGCAUUCGGAACAGGGACCUGGCUGAGCACGGGCCAACAGAAACAUCCAUCAUCGAAAAGAACGCUCGGGUUAUUAAGUGGCUCUUCAGCUGCAGGAAAGCCCUUGCAGAAGCAGCUUCGUGACUGAAGGCCCAAAGGCAUACACAUCACUUCAACCAAGAGACAGAAAAAACUGAGCUGUGUUUCCAAGCUGCAACCAUGUGCUCAAGGUCUAGGUGCUGCAGAAACAGCUUGUCAAACCCAAAGUGUACUAUACCAAACAUACUUUUUAUAAUAAUUUAUCGAGAUUUUUUUGCGUUUUCUUCUUUCACUCACAGUUUUGAGCAUCACUGUAUUUGAGCAUAUUUCUACUCUGUUCCUAUUUCGCAUCGCCUGUGAAACGACCAACAUUAUUGUUCAUCUCGUAUGUCAAGUGGUGACCUCUAUAGGCUCUGUAGCUUCUGCCUACAUUUUUCUAAGAAUGCUGCUCACUCAUUACAUGUAUAUUAGAAACUGGAGUUGUGAAUUUGGGAAGCAUUGCUCGGUUGUUUGCAACCAUUCUUAGCAGGCUUUAACAAAAACACUAAAAAAGCAACAUGCAAGCCUUUCUAUCAGUCCCUUUUUCUUCAGUGUUCGGGGAAAGGGAUGUGCAUGUUGUCUUUUGACAUGAGAAAGCCCAGUGUACCCCAAAAAGUUAUAACUAUUUGUGAUAUUGUGGAAACUGAGGAUCGCCGGUAUACUAAGCAUCUCGCAUGUUAUUUUCUAUGCGCCUUACAGCCUCCAAACUUGCUAUCAGGAAAGGACAAAGGAGUCGCUCAUUCACCUUCGUCAUGUUUUUGUAUGCGGUAUCAAAAUCAUUCCCAACAGAUACGAGGACUCAAAAAUACAAUCAGUUUUUAAAGCCAUCAGUAUCUGAUAAAUACCGAAGCGAGGAUUUCAGGCCAGGGCUUUUUUUCCCCCACACUUUGUGGGGGCAUUCAAAAGUUAAGUCAGCGAAAAAGAAAAAAAAAAGUGCGAGAGAUAGACACAGAUACAUCAAGGAAUGACAAAAUUAUUGUCAAAGGAUCUUGCUUGGAGUGCAUGGGCUACCUAAGAGUGACUCUUGGUCCUAGGCUACCCCAUGCCAUUCUACAUAAACCGUGCAGAGAACACUAUUCAUCUUUCUGUUUUGUUAGUAGCCUACCUAACUUUACACAAAUGUUAGCUCGAGCAUUGACAUUACUUUCAGCCUGUUGGUCAACAAAUGCAACGAUGCUAGUGAAGCUCAGUAUGUCAUAUGUCCCACCCAAUGGGUUUCAGCCAGUGUUGCAUUGUCGCAGUGCAAAAAAAAAAAAAAACACAAAGAAGAUCCAACCUUUUAUUGCUAUAGUGUGCUCAAUAUAGGCAAGAGAACAUUGCUGCGGUUACUCGUGUGUAGGGGUACCCCUUUUUGUAGGAUUUGAAGAUAUACAUUUAUAUAAAGGUUUCUAGUCAGUACUGUUUUCCAGUUUAUACCUUUUAACCGGUGCUGCUGCAAUCGUGUUCCUCUCUCUGGUGUUACUCUAUGUAUAUGAUAAUUAUACAAUGUUUCAUGUAGCUCAGCUGCUUUCCAGCUUUUGCUAUGUGUUCAGUGCUUGUUGUGUGCAACUUCGAAUCUAGUACAGCACGAAGCACUACAAGCUGCGAAGCGCGUAGCUCAGAGUGGAAGUAUAAAUGAGGAGGCCAAAUAGUAAGAACAAAUGUAUCUGGGACACAAUACAGAGCAAGAAGAGCUUGCAGUAGGUUCGUUCAUGAAGAAAGGGGGAUGGGAGGCAAAAUGUCACUCUCUCCCACGACCAGAGAAUGUCACUGACAUGCGUCACCAGAUCACGGCGUCAUCUAUUGCACAGGGCCUGUCAGCCGGAUGGUCUGCCUCGCUAGAAACACAGGAACAAAACUGUUCUCCUGAGCGUUGUCUACUCAUCCGUGCCGAUAGAAUGGGACCCCUUCUUGUGGCUCACGCUGAACAGCACACACACACACGUUGUUGGAACAACUUAUUUUGUUAUGUGUUGCCAAGCCAAACAUUUUUCACGUUUGUCAGUCUGCUUAUAUGAGCAAAACAUGGAAGAAGCAGCUGUACACUGCAAUGUGUAGUAUGAUUUUCCGGUAGCUUUCCAUGCAAAAGUGCAACACAUAAAGGCAUAAGACUGGUAGCGUCUUCUGUCACCUUUUUCUCUCUCUCUCUACUAAAGUGACAUUCUCUGGUCGCUUGCUCCUGUGGUACGUUUUCACCUCUUAUCUUUCUUACUCCGAGGUUCCGUUACAUCUCUACUACGUCCAGAACAUUACAUUGCGAGUCAAUGCAUGUGCAUAGACCAUGGAAAACAGUGUGUAGAUGCCGAGGCUUUUGUUUUUAGAAGCAAGCCCAUCUAGGUGUCAAGCAAGCAGUUGUCAACUGUUCCACAUUUGGGAGCAUAAUGUGAUAGAAGUGAUACGAGAAACAAGAAAAUGGCGGACACAUGUGAACGCUAUGCAAAUUGACAGAUGUUGGAGACUGCUGGUAUCAAAAUUACGUGUAACAUUAAUUAUAACCAGACAUUUUUUUUAUUUCACCUUCUUUGUUGCCAUCUGACUUACGGUGAAUGCAGACGUGUCAAGGGUGCCACGUGCACAGCGAUUCGAACGCAUUCAGCGUCUCUAUUAGUGGAGUAUAAUCUUGGCCGAUUAGUCUCUGUUUCAGAUUGUUAAUGAGACAACAAUGUUGAGAUAUGAAAUCCCAAUUAUGAAGAAAAUGCAGCUUCACCUUUUAUUAUGUGCUGUAUAUCUAAACAUAUGUAUAACUGCGGCACUUUUUCUCAUUGGGAGAACAGCUUUGUGCGGAGGUUUUGUGCAAUUUUGCCUAAUGAGGCAUCUGCAAAUCUUUGUUUCUUUCAUUUUAAUCCAGCAAAGUACAUGUUGUGCAACAUGUCGCAUGUAUUUUCUUGUCGUACUUUCCAUGUGUCUCGCUUGUGAUACUGUCAACAAUGUCAACGAUGUGUGAAUAGAUUGUAUAGGUUUAGUGAGACAUGGACAAAUAAACCGUUUUUUUUUCACAGUAUAAGGUGUCCAUUUUUUUUUGCUUAAUGAACUGACAAACCAUUUGUAAUAGUCUUGAUCCUCUUCCUAUUAAUCGUAGGAUACCACGAGGGAACGCAGUUGCACUGCGGUACAACUGUGCAGUACAAUGUGUGUGCAGUACUGUGUGCGCAACACCAAUAUAUUAUUGGCCCUCAACAUUUCCUAGUGCAGUGGAAUUAUUCAUCCUGUGGUUGUACAUGCAAGCGGUUUAGUGUAAUGGACUCUAUAUUUUGUAAAAGGCAUUUGGUUUCUUCGCCCUUAUCCCAGUGAGUGCUGCAUGCAAUUGCUCCAAUACGAACAAAAGACUGGCUAUAGGGACAUCGUAAUCAUGAAGUGAGCUAUGGAAGUUGUCAAAAGAUAAUGCAGAGAAAUAGGUGCUACCACACGGUUCCUCCCAAGACCUAAACCUCUAAAGUUCGGGUGUACGAAUAAAAGCCAUUGUCAGAGUGAA